AUGAAGUUCACCCUGUUCCUUGCCCUCUGCUUCCCCUUCUGCCUGGUGGGCAUCGCCAGCUCAGAAAAGACCUCAGCCCAUCUCGAGCGAGAGGCUCCCCAGGAACUGCUCCAAACUCUGCCUGCCCUGUGCCGGCUCCCCCCCGUCGAGGGCCCCUGCCGAGGCCGUUUCUACCGCUAUUUCUACAACUCUACAGCCCAUGAAUGUGAGCACUUCACCUACGGUGGCUGUCGGGGCAAUGCCAACAACUUUGAGACCACAGAGAUGUGUCUGAGGGUCUGCAAACCCCCCGGUGAGUCCUCUUACAGAAACGGCAGAAGCAAAGGUGGCCGUCGGGUGGUGGUGCUCGUGGGAAGGGAGACGGUAGGAUGA
This is a messenger RNA of Lynx canadensis (Canada lynx), 372 nucleotides long. Its product is annotated as colostrum trypsin inhibitor-like. Bases 1 to 372 code for a protein of 123 amino acids. Lineage: Eukaryota; Metazoa; Chordata; Mammalia; Carnivora; Felidae. Gene Ontology annotation, molecular function: serine-type endopeptidase inhibitor activity. The transcript has 2 exons. The record is from RefSeq and is a predicted model, not a curated record.